Misgurnus anguillicaudatus (oriental weatherfish) is the source of this 1125-nucleotide messenger RNA. RefSeq names its product C-type lectin domain containing 1 (gene cldc1). Lineage: Eukaryota; Metazoa; Chordata; Actinopteri; Cypriniformes; Cobitidae. The record is from RefSeq and is a predicted model, not a curated record.
AGCGUGGAGUGGGCAGAUGAAAAGAGCAGUUGCUCAAGUCUCAGCAAAACCAACUAACUUUCUAGAGAACCUUUUAGCGAGGCUUUAUCAUUACUACCUUAACUUGGAAUAUUGAUUUCUUUUUAUUUGCUUAAAAAAACCACCCUUGUGCUAGCACUUAUCAGGUAGUUUAUUAUUUAAGUACAGGUAGGUGGGUUACAGAUUUACUGAAUGCCUCACUGAAAGAUGGAAGACAUUGAAAACUAUACCACUCUACAAGAGUUUACAGAAGAAAUCUCCCAUAAUGGAAACAAACCUAUACUCAACACAUUGCAGGGCAAACAAGGUGCCAAAAAAGGCAUAAACUGUUUGAAAGAUCAGACUUCUCUCGUCCUGUUUGUGGCUCUGUUGGCCUCAGUUUGCGUAAACAUAGCACUCGGCGUCCUCUCAGUAAACAGAUCAUCUCCCACUGCAGAGCCAGCCAGAAAUGAAGCGUCUAAAGCUGCCUCUCUUUCUCUCAAACUUACUGCCAUGGAAGAACGUUUCUCACGCCUUUGCUCUGAGUACACAACUCUAGGAAAGACAUGCUCAAAAUCAGUGAUUCAGUGUAUGCCAUGCCCAGAGAAUUGGCUGCAUUUGGAAGGGGGGUGUUAUUUCUUUAGUGAGGAUAAACUUGACUGGAAACACAGCAAGGAGAGCUGUGCAUCUAUGGGUGGCCAUCUAACUAUACUACACAGCCAUGAACAACACCACACCCUGGAACGUGUAGCACGCGAUCGUGCUGGAUUUGACUAUCAUUUUUGGAUUGGUUUAUCAGAUGCUGAGACUGAGGGAGUGUGGAAAUGGGUGGAUAACACAGUUGUUAAUAAGACGUUCUGGAAUGAUUGGCAUGAAGAGCCGAAUAAUCACCGGGCGGGUGGGGUUGGUGGUGAAGACUGCGCGGUUCUCGACUCGCGCUCCAAAACCUGGUUUGACGUGCCGUGUGAUUUCAAUUACAAACGCAUUUGUGAGAUGGAUUCGAUCAAAAUCAACGUAUGAAUGUAGAAGUGUGCAAAAAAAACUUUUUUAGAAAGUCUGUAGCGUAUGGUUUGUAAAAAAUAAAGUGUAUAUUGACCUGUCUUUUUAAUAAACGAUUUUAAAACUAAA